AUGGAGUGGUAUACCAUCACAUUUAUACUAUGCCUUUUUGGCGCUUUCAAAGAGUUUCGGCCCAGUGAGUCGUUUAUCAUCAAAUAUUAUAAGGGUCACUGGAAAAACUUCACGGACACACAAUUGAACCAAGAAAUCUUUCCGGUGACAACAUAUUUCUGGCUCGUAUGUUUAGUAUUGGCAUUUUUAUUAGUCGAUAUGGUGAGGUACAAACCUGCAAUUAUACUAUGUGGUCUCUGCGGCGCUGUCACUUAUGUCAUUGUCCUCUUUGGCACAACAAUAUUACAAAUACAAUUAGCCCAGAUUAUUUUUGCAAUAAUGCUGUCAACUGAAGUAGCUUACUAUACUUACAUUUACACCAAAGUUGACAAGAUACGCUACGAAAUGGUCACGGGCUUUACCAGAUGUGCAUUCUUAUUUGGCCGUUUCAUGGCUGGCGUAGUUGCUCAACUGACUACCUCUUAUAAUCUGCUUGAUUACGAACAGCUGCAUUAUCUUACAAUUGGAGCUUGCACCUUAGCUUCAAUAUCGGCAUGUUUUUUGCCGUCAGUCAGUCAGUCAAUAUAUUUUAAUCAGCGAUCUAAGCCUCCUUUUGCAUCUAUUUCAACAAUUUAUCUGGGCGAUAGUUCCAAAGACAUCAGUGACAAUAAAUCACCAUCCGUGAAUUCCGUUGCCUCGAUACCAGCACCUUUAACCUUUGGUGCCAAGUUACGUAAUGCCUACUACCUGCUUUGGUCAGAUUUCCUCAAAGCAUACACCAACAGGCACGUUGUCAAGUGGUCCCUGUGGUGGGCCUUUGCCACCUGUGGUUACAUCCAGGUCGUGCACUACAUACAGUUAUUGUGGAAUCACGUUAAGGAUCUGGAAAAGUUGCCCGGAGAUUACGAGUCGUCUGAAGAAACAGAAAAAAAUGACAUUUACAACGGGGCCAUUGAAGCAACUUACACGAUAAUGAGUGCCGUGAUGGUGGUAGUUAUUGGACAUCUACGCUUAAAUUGGUCCUUGUUGGGCGAGCCGAUUUUGGCAAUAUUUUCGCUUAUCGGUGGCUUACUUUUAGGCGUACUUUGUAUCAGUCACAACAUUUGGAUCAUGUAUGGAGCUUACAUUGCUUUUGGAGUUAUAUAUCAUUCGAUAAUAACAAUUGCCAAUUUCGAAGUUGCAAAGCACUUAUCGCAGGACAGUUACGGACUUAUUUUUGGAAUUAACACAUUUCUUGCUCUAUUGAUCCAAACGAUCCUGACAUUAGUUGUUAUAACAUGGUUGCAAGUAAGCAUAACGACUCAGUUUAUAAUUUACGGAUGCUAUUUCAUAACCCUGGGUUUAAUUUUUGUGGUUAUGAGCAUAUUCACUUUAGUAAAAGUCGUAAGAAGUCAAAAACCAAUAAUAUUUUGUAUCAAAAGUUCUGGAGCAAAUUAA
Messenger RNA from Copidosoma floridanum, 1416 nucleotides. RefSeq names its product thiamine transporter 2-like. Gene Ontology annotation, cellular component: plasma membrane. The record is from RefSeq and is a predicted model, not a curated record. Gene Ontology annotation, biological process: transmembrane transport; vitamin transport. Lineage: Eukaryota; Metazoa; Arthropoda; Insecta; Hymenoptera; Encyrtidae. Gene Ontology annotation, molecular function: vitamin transmembrane transporter activity.